CCUGGCUCACCUGACAGGGGGCGUGGCGAGCCGGAGCCGAGGGGAACAGGUGUGGUGACGCAGCGCGGCUUCCACAGGCGAGGGUCAGCGACAGCGACGGCAGCCCCGAGAUGGGCAAGAAGAAGAAAGCGGAAGGGAAGGAGUCGGAGCCCUAUGGGGCACCCUCUGCCUAUGACCCAAAGUUCAAAGGGCCAAUAGAGAACAGGAGCUGCACAGACAUAAUCUGCUGUGCCAUUUUCAUGGUCUUCAUCCUGGGAUACAUGGUGGUAGGCAUUGUGGCAUGGCUGUACGGCGACCCACGGGAGGUGAUUUACCCGAGGAAUUCCACCGGCAUGUACUGUGGCGUUGGCAACAACGAGGCGAAGCCUUAUGUCCUCUACUUCGACAUCCUGAAAUGCGUCUCACCCACUGGUAUCCUGACCUCGGCUCUCGACAGGCUGCAGUGCCCAACCACACAGGUGUGUGUGUCGCAGUGCCCCAGUGAGUUCUGGCUUCCAGUGUUGACGUUCGUGCCAGGAAUGAAGGUGUCAAACAUUUUCCAGCAGCAGUACUGCAACCCCAUUCUGGACCUGUCCACGACCAACCUGAAACCCCAGGAGAUUGUGGCCAAGGAGCUGUGCCCGCCAUACACCAUCCCGAGCAUCCCCUUCCUGGGCAGAUGUGUGCCAAAUCUGGACGGGACGGUUUUCCCGAAAAACUUCACGAUCGAAGGCAUGAGUCCCGGAAAUGCCACGGAGGACGCAGUGGCGAAGGCAACAGAGAACCUCGUCCAGGGAUUCAACUUCAAGCAGGUUGGGAUGCGGAUUUUCGAGGAUUUUACAAAGUCCUGGCACUGGAUUCUGAUAGGCCUGGUCAUCGCCAUGCUCAUCAGUCUUCUCUUCCUGCUGCUCCUGAGGUUCAUCGCCGGCAUCCUCAUCUGGGUCCUCAUCUUCGGCCUGAUCGGGGUCAUCGGCUACGGAAUCUGGCACUCCUACUGGGAGUACGACACCCUCAACAAACGGGGUGCCAGCAUCCAGGAUGUCGGCAUCACCACCAACUUCGUUGUGUAUGGGCAGGUGAAAGAGACCUGGCUGGCCGUCUUGAUCAUCCUCGCUGUCCUGGAGGCCAUCAUCAUCCUGUUGCUCAUCUUCCUGAGGAAACGCAUCCUGAUCGGAAUCGCGCUCAUCAAGGAGGCCAGCAGGGCGGUGGGGCACAUCAUGUCUUCGCUGGCCUAUCCCCUGGUUACGUUCAUCCUCCUGGUGAUAUGUGUGGCCUACUGGGGAAUGACUGCGUUAUACCUCGCUACCUCCGGACAGCCACUCUACCGGAUCGUCAGUUUGGGCUCUGACACACCUGAAUGUGCCUCGAUCCCGGGGAACGAAAGCUGCAGCCCGAUGAACUUCAACGCAUCGGCAUACAGCUGCGACACGGUGAAGUGUGCCUUCUACAAGUACAAUGACAAGGGCAUCCUCCAACGUAACCUCUUCCAGCUGCAGAUCUACAACAUCAUCGGCUUCCUGUGGUGCAUUAACUUCGUCAUUGCCCUGGGGCAGUGCACCCUGGCCGGAGCCUUCGCCUCCUACUACUGGGCCUUCAAAAAGCCUCGGGACAUCCCCUACUUCGCAGUGUCUGGUUCCUUCAUGCGUACCCUCAGAUAUCACACUGGGUCCCUGGCUUUCGGAGCCCUCAUCCUGACCAUCGUACAGCUCAUCCGCAUCAUCCUCGAGUACCUCGACCACAAGCUGAAAAACGUACAGAACCCGGUCACCCGGUUCCUGAUGUGCUGCCUCAAGUGCUGCUUCUGGUGCCUGGAGAAGUUCAUUAAGUUCCUGAACCGCAACGCCUACAUCAUGAUCGCAGUGUACGGCAAAAACUUCUGUGUUUCAGCCAAGAACGCCUUCAAGCUGCUCAUGAGGAACAUCGUCAGGGUGGUGGUCCUUGAUAAAAUGACUGACCUGCUGCUGUUCUUCGGGAAGCUGUUGGUGGUCGGUGGAGUGGGCGUCCUGGCAUUCUUCUUCUUCACUAAUCGGAUUAAGAUCUCAGAUCCGACGUUCCAGGUUCCUGUACUCAACUACUAUUGGCUUCCGAUUCUGACUCUCGUGGUUGGCUCGUACAUGAUCGCGCAGGGAUUUUUCAGUGUAUACAACAUGUGUGUGGACACCCUCUUCCUCUGCUUCUUGGAAGACCUCGAGCGGAACGACGGCUCUCCAGAGAGACCGUACUACAUGUCCAAAGCCCUGAUGAAGAUCUUGAACAAGAAGAACAAGGCCCCGAAGGAGGAGAAGAAAUAACCCCCCCCCCCAACCCUCUUACCACCCCCACAUUUAAGAAAUUACACACAGAGCAAUUAGCCGGUGACUGCCUCAGCCUUUCGGGGGGAGGGGGAAGAAAGGGGCAGGAGGUACUUAUGGAUACGUUUUCUGAUAGAAUUCUCCCUCCCCCCCACCCCCCCACCCCAUGUCCAUGUUGCACACUGACCUGGUGAGACUGAGUAACUUUGUACAGAUGAAGCGCACCCAUUUCUCGUUUGCAAUCCAGUCUGUAGAAUAUGAAACUGCCCCAUCACCCCUAUUGGGGCAAAGGCUGUUGAUAGCAGCUCGCCGGAGUCCUCUGUCCUGAUCCAGUCUUCCAAGUUGACUCCAAGAGUACCCCUUCCCUUCCUCUUCCACGGAUGAAGUCUUUGGGGUAUCUUGGUUUUUACGGGAUGGGGUUGCUGGCCCCAUGUCCAAUCCUCCUGCUCUCUCAAACUGGGCUUGGGACCAACCACGGUCGAGCUGAAGGAAGUGUCUGGGGAAUUUCCAAAAUUGGCCACGCACUUCCAUCUUACCCCCUACCCUGCCCAGUACCUUGGGACACCCCGCUGCACCUUAUUGACCAUGUGGGAAGGGGUCUGUGAAGCCUUCAGUCCAGACUGGUCUCAAUGAGCCCUGAAUAGACGGGGAGUGGUGGGUGAAGGGGGAAUAUUGCACUUUUCGUGAUUUGUGCCUUUAAACUGAUGUUAUUUCAAAAAAGAAAAAUGAAUGUGAUAAUAGAUGUACUGGAUUUUAAAUUAAAUGACACUAUUUACAUUUUUAAUCAUUAAAUCUAUCCCAAUGGGAUGAUACUCAGGAA
Molecule: messenger RNA, 3090 nt
Organism: Hypanus sabinus (Atlantic stingray)
Lineage: Eukaryota; Metazoa; Chordata; Chondrichthyes; Myliobatiformes; Dasyatidae
Gene: slc44a4
Product: solute carrier family 44 member 4
Exons: 22
Coding region: 111-2270 (719 amino acids)
Biological process (GO): thiamine pyrophosphate transmembrane transport; choline transport
Cellular component (GO): plasma membrane
Molecular function (GO): thiamine pyrophosphate transmembrane transporter activity
Source: RefSeq, a predicted model, not a curated record